This is a messenger RNA of Nannizzia gypsea CBS 118893, 2478 nucleotides long. RefSeq names its product TTK protein kinase. Bases 1 to 2478 code for a protein of 825 amino acids. Gene Ontology annotation, cellular component: spindle; nucleus; kinetochore. Gene Ontology annotation, molecular function: protein serine/threonine/tyrosine kinase activity; protein serine/threonine kinase activity; ATP binding. NCBI's taxonomy places the organism in Eukaryota, Fungi, Ascomycota, Eurotiomycetes, Onygenales, Arthrodermataceae. The transcript has a single exon. Gene Ontology annotation, biological process: mitotic spindle assembly checkpoint signaling; chromosome segregation; protein localization to kinetochore. The record is from RefSeq and is a predicted model, not a curated record.
AUGGCUUCUCCGACCCCGUUACCGACGGGCCACCGCAGAUUCGUUCCCAGUUCACGCGUCGCAUCCCACGCCAGGUACGAGACUGAAUCGCAAUGGAACUACAAUUCAGAGCAUCCCAGCAUAAUACAGUCGAGGGCAGAGUCGAGAUCACGCGCGGCGCAUGCAGAUACCAUUCCACUUGGCGAUAGCUCAGAUGACGAGGCUCCAGAGCCCAUCGCGUUCAGCAAGUCUGUCCUGGCUAUCCUGACAGACUCUCUACCCCAGGAAAAGAGAAACGGAGCUUCUGCGCUGCAGAAGGAAUCGUCUAGCAGGAAAUGGGAUGGUGAUUCGCCUCGCGGAAGCGAAUCUUCGUCAUCUUCGCGAAAGGGUGAAAGCCGAGGAGGGGCUUCUAGCUCUACGAAUACCACCAGCAGACACGACGGAAGCGAUCUUGUUACCCCAGCACCUCGACAGCGUGUGGUCCGCGUAUCACGGUCUCGAUCAGGCAAUAACCAAACUCCAUCUCCCAGAGCCUCGCCUGAUCGCGAGUACAGGGCCAAGCUCGAUGAUACCCACCAUGAAUCACAUUCUCCCAUGAGGCAGAGAGUACACGUAUCCAGGGAUAGCGCUGGCGCUGCUGGCGAGAGGGCCGCGCCACGGAGCAUAUUCAGACCAAGGAAAAGCGAUGAAGUGAUGGGGAUGCAAAGCUCGAUCAGGGUGAAGCGCGUGGGGAAGCUGACUGGUGAAUUUUUGAAUGGCCCUGCCCGCAGAGGAAUGCUACCUCGUCGUAGCGAAGAGCGGCAGUACGACGAAAGUGAGGAGCAGGCGGGAGACUCAGAUGCUGAAAGAGGCGAGAGAUUACAGCGUCGUAGCCCUUCUAUACCGGCGUUGGAACACUCCGCCGGGAGAAAACACUCGCCCGCCAGAUUCGAUCAGCGGCAACCGUCUCCGGUGGGCAUUCGAACGCCCCCCCAUCAACCGCCUUAUCAGGAUGACCUGUAUAACAGAGAAAGCAAGUCAAAAGCUCCGCGUGUCUCGAGCCCAGCAUACCCAACCCCAGAUUUAGGAGUAAUGUCAAGGUCAAACCCCAGGCAGUCAGCACCUUCUGCUGAUAUUCAGUCGUAUCAUGUUCCGCCGCUACCACAAUUUUCUGCAAACCGUGAACAAGAGAAUGAACCUCCACCAACCUUCAAGAAAUCUAAAGCCCAACACUUUGAUAUGCUUGAUAGAGUUGACAAGCCAUCCAUCAAGCAAGAUCCUCACCGGCACUCCCAUAGGUCCGCCCCGCAAGACCUGGAUAGGAAACCGCUCGGGAGCAUGAGUACCAAUGUCCCAACUCCUCACAGAGCUCCUCCACCGCCUCCAAAGAUGACUGUACUUGAAACAGCUACUGCUGCAGCGGGGGCAGCGUCCUCGUCUAGUUCUCGACGAAAGAAGGCAAUUGUGACUGUGAAUCACAAGGCCUAUACCCGGCUAGACUGUAUCGGCCGGGGUGGAAGCUCUCGAGUGUAUAGAGUGAUGGCGGAGAAUUGCAAAAUAUUUGCUCUGAAGAGGGUAAAUCUGGAGCAUGUCGAUCCAACGAACCUUGCAGGAUACAAGGGUGAGAUUGAUUUGCUCAAGAAGCUAGAGAAAGUCGAACGAGUAGUACGGCUCCUAGAUUAUGAGAUAAAUGAAGAAAAGGAAACGCUCAGCGUACUUAUGGAAAUGGGGGAAUCUGACCUCCACACUGUGAUAAGACUGAAGGUGAAUGCGGAAGACUCCGUUUUUGAUCCCUCAUUUGCACGGUUUUAUUGGAAGGAAAUGCUUGAAUGCGUGCAGGCAGUGCACGAGUAUGAUAUUGUCCACGCAGAUUUGAAACCGGCAAACUUUCUCCUCGUGAAAGGGAAGUUAAAAUUGAUCGAUUUUGGCAUUGCUGAUACCAUCGAGGACCACACAGUCAACGUCCACAGAGAACAUCAAGUUGGCACCCCGAAUUACAUGGCCCCUGAAGCCAUAAUUGAUUACAAUGCCACGAUUGGCCUUCCAUCAUCAGCUGGUAAAAUAAUGAAGAUAGGAAAACCAAGUGAUGUCUGGAGUUUAAGCUGCAUCUUAUAUCAAAUGGCAUAUGGCCGAGCUCCCUUUGGCCAUCUAGCAAAGCAAAUGGAGCGUGUUCUAUGUAUUGCCAACCCAAAAGUGGCGAUUGAAUAUCCUUCUACAGGGGUUGGCAGCGCCGUCAUCCCACCCAGUCUCAUACGUACCCUCAAGAAGUGUCUUCAAAGAGACCCCACGCUCCGUCCAACCACUACACAGCUUCUGGAUAGAUCAGACCCCUUUAUAUAUCCACCUGCUUACCCCGAGGGUGCAGUGCCUGUGACUCAGGAAGCGCUUGGUAUGGCCAUGACCAAGAUAGUCGGUCACUGCCGCUUACACGGCAUACCAAGGGAUGAAGAAGUAAUAGGAUGGUCUGCUGGGCUCUUCCAAAAGCUACAGGCAUCGGCUGAGCAAGGAUACAAUCCAUAA